CAAGAUGUAUACAGGUACAAUUUCAGUAAUAUAUGGUCCAAUGGUAAAUGAAUAAAUAAAUGUUAGUUUUCUGGUAAAACAAGUGAGUUAAUGAGAUUGGUUAAGAGAUUUACAAUUUCAGAAAGAAAAUGUAUAGUGUUAAAUUAUGCAAAUGAUAACAGAUACUCAGAGGAUUAAUGCAUUUCAAGUCAUGAUAAGUAUAUUACCUAUUUGAAAAUAUAGAGAAUAUUUGAAAGCAAUAAAAGUAUGUAAAUUAAAUGAAGCUAAUGAGAAAUGUAAAGAAAGUGAUGUUGUAGCUAUAGAUGAGGGUUAAUUCUUUUCAGAUGUAAAUUUAAUUGUAAUAAAUUGGGUAGAUUGUUGAAUUUAGUGAGAAGAUGGCAAAUUUAGGAAAGAUAGUAAUAGUUGCAGCUCUUGAUGGAACAUUUGAUAGAAAACCUUUUCAUAACAUCUUAAAUUUGAUUCCAAUAGCUGAGCGUAUAACUAAAUUAACAGCAGUAUGUUGGUUUUGUAAAAGAGAAAAUGCUUCUUUUACUAAAAGAAUAGUAUAAUCAUAAGAAAGUAAAUAAAAAAUAUAAAUAUUAGUUGAAUUAAUUGGUGGAGAUGAUUGUUAUAAACCUGCAUGUCGAAUAUGUUUUCAUCUUGCAGAUAAUUAAUUGAAAAAUCCAUAGAUAGCUUAAUUGAUAUAUGCAAAUUAAGAUAAUCAUAUGGGGUAACAAAAUUUGAUUUGCUGA
This is a messenger RNA of Paramecium sonneborni, 731 nucleotides long. Lineage: Eukaryota; Ciliophora; Oligohymenophorea; Peniculida; Parameciidae. The record is from the annotation of a GenBank genome assembly.